AUGGAUGCCUUAUCAAUAUUAUCAGAAAAGGGAAAAUCUGCUUUAUCACAUAUUCCGCCACCUAUCAAAUAUCUCCCUGAUGCUUCCGAAUCAAAAACUAGUACAAAGUUGGACCAUGAACCAAUAAAACCAAAGUUUGCAGAACAUAAUUGGGCAAAUAUUGAAGAGGAUGUUCACAGAAAGAGUUGUACAUUAAUAUUUCCAAUUGAAGUCAAGAGAAGACACAUUUUGGGACUCAUCUCUGAUGAUAAUAACAACAAAGAAAUUGAUGAUUGUAAUGACAAUGGCGAAAAUCAUAAACUAACGCUUUCAGAGUUGUACUAUCAGGACCAGUACAUAAAGGAUGCGAUUAAGCAAAUCUACUCUUACAUGGUAGAAAAUGAGUGCCAGUUUGGUGUAAUUUCAACUUAUAACAACAACUG
This is a messenger RNA of Entrophospora sp. SA101, 422 nucleotides long. The record is from the annotation of a GenBank genome assembly. NCBI's taxonomy places the organism in Eukaryota, Fungi, Glomeromycota, Glomeromycetes, Entrophosporales, Entrophosporaceae.